This is a messenger RNA of Adineta steineri, 2133 nucleotides long. The record is from the annotation of a GenBank genome assembly. Lineage: Eukaryota; Metazoa; Rotifera; Eurotatoria; Adinetida; Adinetidae.
AUGAUUGGUGAUAAAGGUGUCAAUUUGAGUGGUGGACAAAAGGCUCGAAUAUCGCUUGCUCGUGCUCUUUAUGCUGAUGCUGAUUUAUAUUUACUUGACGAUCCACUUGCUGCCGUUGAUCGGAAGGUGGCAAAGAAAAUUUUUGAUCAAUGUAUCGGUCCACGCAGUCUACUUCGUGGAAAAACUCGAAUAUUAGUUACACAUCAGACACAUUUUUUAGUUGAAGCAGAUCAAAUGAUUCUCUUAACGAAUGGUCACAUUGACGAAUUACAUAUUGAACAACCACUUCCAAUUGACCCAUCGAAUGAUACGUUAGAAACAAAUUCAUCUAACGAGAAGGAAACAGAUUGGAAACUUGACACUAAUACAACUGAUAUGAAUUCAAUUAUAAAGACUGAGACAUCAGUUGAUGGUGGCAUCAAAUGGAAUAUUUGGCUACAAUUGUUUACUUCGCCACCUCUCCGUUGGUUAGGCUUUUUUCUUAUGAUAAUUUUUAUGCUUGCGAAUGAAGCUCUAUACGAUUUUGCAAAUCGUUGGCUCGCUAUAUGGUCUGGUAAAGAUGAAAACGAACAACGAUCUUCAUUUUAUGCUUACGUCUAUCUUGCAGUUAUAUUUUCUACAUUGAUCAUUGCAUUAAUACGUGUCGGUUUUACUUUCUUUGUCAUGUUAAGUGGAUCGACUUAUUUUCACAAUCGAAUGCUUAACGGUAUGUUGUAUACUUCACUACGUUUUUUUGAAAGUAAUCCAAGUGGACGAAUAUUGAAUCGAGCAAGCAAAGAUCAACAAGUAUUAGAUGAAUCGUUACCUCAGGCUGUGAUUGAUACUAUGCAAAAUCUAUUAAUGACUUUCGGUUCUAUUACAAUCAUUGGAAUAAUCAAUCCAUGGGUACUUCUAAUUCUUAUUCCUUUGGUUCCUACAGUUUUGUGGCUACGUCGAUUUUAUAUGCGUUCGAGUCGUCAACUUAAACGACUCGAAAGUGUAACGCGUAGUCCAUUGUAUGCAUUGUUCUCAUCGUCAUUAGAUGGUCUUACUAGUAUUCGUGCGUUUAACGUUCAAUCCAAUUUCUUAAAUAUGUUUUUGGAAAGAAUCGAUGCAAACUCACGAAGUUACUUCGUUCUGUUUACCACUGCACGUUGGUUUGGUUUACGACUCGAUCUUAUGACAUCCUUACUGACUUUAAUUACUGCUGUUCUGGCAGUAGCAUUGCGUGAUCAAAUCGAUCCGUCAGCAGCAGCACUCAGUAUUAGCUAUUGUAUCACUUUAACAGGUCUCUUUCAAUGGGGUAUACGACAAUCAGCCGAAGCUGAAAAUUUUAUGACCAGUGCAGAACGUAUUCAUGAAUAUGGUCAACUAGUACCAGAAAAUUAUCAGAACAGUAAUAAAAGCGAUGUAUUUCUUCAACCAGCAAAUGAUUGGCCUUCUCGUGGUAUUAUAGAAUUUAAAGACUAUACUUUUCGUUAUCGACCAGAACUCGAUCCUGUACUCAAAAAUCUUAAUCUAAGAAUUGAGCCCAAGGAAAAAAUUGGAAUUAUUGGUCAAACAGGUGCUGGAAAGUCAUCACUUCUUCAAGCUCUAUUCCGACUUGUCGAUCAAUCAGCAAUUAGCGGAAGCAUUCUCAUCGACGGUAUCGAUAUUGGACAUCUUUCACUCGAUUGUCUUCGUUCUCAUUUAAAUGUUAUUCCACAAGUACCUAUACUUUUCUGUGGUACACUUCGAUACAAUAUUGAUCCAUUCGAACAAUUUUCAGAUGAAGAAUGUCUUACAGCACUUGAAGCUGUUCAACUCAAACAAUUGGUGUGCAAUCAUCCUGAUGGACUCCUUCUAACGGUAGCCGAAUCGGGUACUAAUUUGAGUGCUGGUGAACGACAAUUGAUUUGUGUAGCCCGAGCCAUUCUGAAGAAGAGUCGUAUAUUACUUAUUGAUGAGGCUACUGCAAAUGUUGAUUAUACAACCGAUAGGAUGAUUCAAGAGGUUAUUGCUGACAAGUUUCGUGAUCGUACUAUAUUAACGAUUGCACAUCGAUUGAAUACAAUAGCAAAUAGUGAUCGCAUACUUAUGUUACAACAAGGAGAAGUAAUUUAUUUUGAUGUUCCUAAGAAUAUCGACCUAUUUCAAGGUGAUACACAAAACUAA